Messenger RNA from Tetranychus urticae (two-spotted spider mite), 1115 nucleotides. Its product is annotated as transmembrane protease serine 9. Gene Ontology annotation, biological process: proteolysis. Gene Ontology annotation, molecular function: serine-type endopeptidase activity. Lineage: Eukaryota; Metazoa; Arthropoda; Arachnida; Trombidiformes; Tetranychidae. The record is from RefSeq and is a predicted model, not a curated record.
AAUUGCGAACUGACUAUUGAUACGAUUGAUACAAUAACUUAUGAACCAAUUACUAGUAAAAGUGGCCAAGUUAAAAGUGGCCAAGUUAUAAUCAAAAGUAUAGUCAGUAUGAAGAUUAUAUUUUUAAUAGUUAAUUUUACAAUUUAAUCAUUUUGUGAUUGUGGUCUUGAAGGUAUAAGAUCAAGAAUUUACAAUGGAAAGGUUACUCAGACACACAAGUUUCCUUGGAUUGCUCAUAUAAGAUUCACACGACCAAAAAGCACAUCUUAUUCACAAUGCGGUGGGACUUUGGUUGACAACCAACACAUUGUUACUGCAGCUCAUUGCUUAUUUGAUUCAAAUGGAAACCUCAAUCAACCUGCGAACGUCCAAGUUUAUCUAGGAAUUUUGGACAAGAAUCGAGAUUACAAGACAGCUUUGGGUGUUGAGGAAUACAUUUAUGAUGUUCGUUAUGCAUCUUCUUCACCAAUGGACUAUGAUAUUGCCAUUUUACGCUUAAAAGAACCAGUUGAAUUUUCUGAAACCGUUUAUCCAAUUUGCAUUCCAUCUUCGGACGAUCAAAUUUAUCGAAGAUUAACUGUUGCUGGUUGGGGUAAUGUUGAUUCAUCUGGAACUGGAAGUGCAGUUUUAAGAGAAGUUGAUGUUGAUUUUAUUCAAAAAUCAACUUGUAAUGAAAUGAAAUAUAACUAUGUGAUCAAGAAGAACAAUUUACCAUCAUAUUUCCGAUUUAAUGUGCAGCCUGUCCAUGAGAAUCACAUUUGUGCUCUUAAUACACUAACCGGUGGUGAUGCUUGUUCAGGUGAUUCGGGUGGACCAUUAAUGUUCAAAGAUCCACAAAAUGGUCGAUGGUAUCUGAUUGGUGUUGUUUCUGGUGCUUGGGAUCUUUGUGGAGUUGAUUUGGGUGUUCCUGGUCUAUACACAUCUAUUUCACCCUAUCGAUCAACUAUUGUACAAUCAGCUAAUGGAGUUUGUGUAAGACCCUAUUAGUUGUUAAGAAAUGAAAACAAUUACCUUCAAAUGAUUGUUUAUCCAAUCAAAUUGUGAUCAUCAUUUUUAAAAUGCAUUAAAAUAUCUAUCCGUUUGUUAAAAGUAUUUUCAACAUACAAACACAAACA